This is a messenger RNA of Esox lucius (northern pike), 4378 nucleotides long. It is a transcript of the gene bsk146, whose product is annotated as brain specific kinase 146. NCBI's taxonomy places the organism in Eukaryota, Metazoa, Chordata, Actinopteri, Esociformes, Esocidae. The coding region runs from base 419 to 1684 and encodes 421 amino acids. The record is from RefSeq and is a predicted model, not a curated record. The transcript is spliced from 5 exons. Gene Ontology annotation, molecular function: protein serine/threonine kinase activity; ATP binding. Gene Ontology annotation, biological process: peptidyl-serine phosphorylation; peptidyl-threonine phosphorylation.
UCCUAUCCCCGUUUCCUCUCAGAUCCCCUCAUCCAGGAGCGAUGCGGAGACAAUAGGAGUGGGGCUAGAGAAGCCUGCGACAUGCCUAGUGGUCCGCUGAGCAAUGACAAUUUACCUCUAGACCGGGUGUCAGCAUAGAAAUAUAAGAAUGUGAAUAUAUCCGGUGAAAAUACAUUUUAGAUCAGCACGCACGGCUAUGCGCUCCUAUCAUCUUCCGGAUUUAUUUUUUAUCUGGCUUCACUGGGCUGAUUUCAGAGCCCUCAUAUGUUGGACCUGGACGGGUUGAAUGACACAACCCGUUAGACAUCACUUCUGUCCUGAUUGUGCAUCCAUCCCCUAAACCUCUCCCCUGGUCCGGUCUGGUCCUGUCCUGACCCAAACCCUAUCCUCCAGUUUUUUACCUUAACUACUCCCGAGUAUGAGUUCAUCUCCGUUAGGUUCCCGUGGCAACAUGGACAUUCUGGAGGAGUUGCAGCUGAUUGCCGCCCAGAACCUGGAGAGGUUAGAGGUCAACAAGUACUAUGAUGUUAUCAGGGAGCUGGGAAAGGGCACCUACGGCAAAGUGGACCUGGUCAUACACAAGAUCAGAGGCACCAAGAUGGCCCUGAAGUUCCUAAGGAAGAAGACAACCAAGCUGAAAUCUUUCCUGAGGGAGUACAGCAUCUCUCUCUACCUCUCUCCCUGUCCCUUCAUCAUUAACAUGUUUGGCAUCGCCUUUGAAACGGACGACUACUACGUGUUUGCCCAGGAGUAUGCCCUGGCUGGGGACCUCUUCGACAUCAUCCCUCCACAGGUGGGUCUCCCAGAAACGGUUGCUAAGCGCUGUGUGCACCAGGUUGCAAUCGCCCUGGACUACCUCCACUGUAAAAAGCUGGUGCAUCGAGACAUCAAGCCAGAGAACAUCCUCAUCUUCGAUCGAGAGUGCCGCAAGGUUAAACUGUCCGACUUUGGUAUGACGCGACGCGCCGGCUCGCCGGUCAAGCGGGUGAGUGGGACCAUCCCCUACACGGCCCCGGAGCUGUGCGACGCGUCCCGCCACGAGGGCUUCUGCGUGGACUACAGCACAGACGUGUGGGCCUUUGGCGUCCUCCUCUUCUGCAUGCUGACUGGUAAUUUCCCCUGGGAAAAGGCCCUGCCCUCUGACUCCUUCUACCAGGAGUUCACCCGCUGGCAGAGACGCCGCACGGGCACGGUGCCCUCACAGUGGCGCCGCUUCACCGAGCAGGCCCUCCGGAUGUUCCGCCGGCUUCUGUCUGUGGAGCAGGACAGACGAUGCUCCGUCAAGGAGGUGUUUGGCUACUUCAGCCACAGCUGGAUGCUGGACGGAGGCAGCAAUGGGAACGGAGGGGGCGGAGAGAGAGAGAGGGGCGGAGGAGGAGGGGUUAGGGCGGAGGGGGAAGGGAGCAGCACGUCGUCAUCGUCUGGAGAGGAGGAUGAGGAGAUGCUGGUGGAGAGGAUGAAACAGCAGACCCUCUCGCCCCUGUCAGCAGUGGCUGGGGAGAGAGGGCCGGGGGGGACGAAGGCAGGGAUGAUGGAGUCAGGUGGAGGACACCAUUUUGUGUCUGUUUCCACCAGCAGCUCUGUGUCCUCUACUAACAGCUAUGAACGCAUGUCCAGAGACAGCAACAGCAACCAGCCGCCUGGACGUAUUUUGGUGGCUACACCCAUAGAGAUCUGUGUCUGAGAGGGGUGUGUGGGACCUGGGAAGGACUGAGAUACUGCCUCCAGUACACAUGCUGUCGUAGAACUGUACACAUACACACACAUACUGUACAUAAAUACAAAUCCAUCCACACAUACAAAAUCUCACACAUUCUCAAACAUGCAUACACAGAGACAAACAUAUACUGCUCUAUACUAUGAAUAUACUUUAUCCUUACUAAAAUAACCUUCUGAAUGAGUCCAAAGCAGUGGCAUUCAGUGGGUGAAGAUUUUACCAAAUGAAAAGGGAUCAACUCAAGACAUCCUGAUGAUUCUGGUCAGCGUCUUUGGGUAACAUUAUUCAGAGGUUAGUCCUUCUACAGACACGACAAAUCUUUAUAGAGACUCAAAGACAGACGCAUAGACUCAAUGUACAAACUGAACCAUCAGCCAACCAACAAACACAGACCGAUACAAAGACUUGACAUGAAAAGAGGUUCAAAUGCUGGUAUUCAGAUGACGACCAAAAUGUAUUUCUUAAAGCAAUAUAUUUCCCCCAAAAAGACUGAAACUGAAUUGUGAAAAACAAACAAAAAAAUACAGAUUUGUCUUGGAGGAACCAUUUAUGUUAAUACCAAGAGAUAGAGAGAUGUUCUAUUGAUUUGUAUUUUUGAAGCUGUGGAAAUGCCAUGUAAAAUGUUCCUCACUGAAAUAAUAUCAUCAAAAUUAACAUUGCAUUGCAAUGUGAACCUGAGUACAAAGUGUGUGUGUGUGCGUGUGUGUGUACAGUAUAUGUGUGUGUUAAGCAUGUGUAUCACUAUCUUCCUUGUUUAUAGAAAAUAUAUAUGAUUAGGUGGAUUUUUAUUUACCUUUGGAUUUUAUUUAUUUAUUUAAAUCCUAAAUAAUCAGAUUCUAUUUUUUCAAUUGAUUUUGUAAAUUAGCUUUAGCUCUUUUCUGUUUGAUUAAUUUCAGUAAAGGUUUCCUGACGCUCUUGUGCCAAAUCUACUUGCGUCUUCGGCAACACAUUAAAAAACAAGAAACUGAAUACUGUUGCAGUGACAAGAUUUAAAAAGAGUCACUGCAUUUAAGUUGUUUUUGAAUUAACAUUUUUUUCUCUAGUGUGUUAUUUUGAUUUAGUCCAGUGAUGUUUUACCAAUACACAUUGAAUAAGCCACCAGAUGGAGUAAGGCAUUCACUUGAUGUAUAUUACUGUUACCUUUAUUCUGCUGUGGACAGCAAGCCAAGAUGUCUCAGAGCAUUCUGUCUGGAGACCUAUAGCUCUAACGAUGUCUGACACUAUCCCUGACUGUUUAACACACAUAACUGAACAAUAUAUUAAUACAGAAUUUAGUUAAUUUAUUUAGUUUUUUCUUUUGCUAAUCAAUCAAGUAUUGUUUGGAGUUAUGAUUAUUUAGCAUUUUAAAUUCAAGCAGAAAAAUACAGUGAAGAUGUACACAAACACAUUUGAAAAAAAUUGCAUGAUUAGUAACUAAAACAUAUCUAUAUGGAAGAUCUGAAAUGGCUUCACUAAAAGUUAUGUCAAGAAUGUUGUGAUGUGGAAUUCCGCUGUAGCACAAUUUCUGGGAUUAUGUCCUCGAGUGAAUAUUGUUGUUAUGACCUCGAGACAUCUUAGGGCUACAAACCAGACAAUACAAUAAUGGUUAGUUUUUAUUCAGUGUGUUGUGUUUGUGUGCUGUCGAUGUCGUUUCCAUUUCACCAAUAGAAAACUAGGAUCUAGAGCUAGGCUCCUGUGCAUGGGAAUCCUAUGGAGACUUCUGGAGUAGUUGGAUAGUUCUCAAAUUAAUGCAUUUUGGAUAAAGUGUGUAGCAUCUAAAUUACCAAGUCUUGAAGUUGCAAAUGAGGAUUUCAAACUUCAUUGCCGAGCAAAACAUCACAAGAACGUGUAAUGAUUGUGUCUUUAUGAAGGCAGAAAUAAGAUAGAAAAAAAUAUAUAUAGGAAAACAUGUUUCGCUUUCCAGACAUAUUUGCAUGAAUCUGUAUGUGCUGGAAAACAAUUGUGAGAAAAAAAUAUAUAUUUUCUGUUUUGCUGUCACAAGCUGUAGUAUUCUGUUCUUCACGCUUGUGUAUGAAUGUUGUACAACAGUUAAGUUACUUUCUGUCUUCGAAGUUGAACAUCUUCUAACACUUCCACGGUAAGGUUUGUAGAUAGGUGAGUAUCGUUGAAUUCAAUACACGCCACGGGUAGAAGUCCCCAUCCAAAUUCCUGCCUUAUCCAGAGAGGUGGGGAAAAAGGUAGUUCAGUGUCUGGGAGUAGUGAGAUUACUACACCUUGUGACGACCCUUGACCUUGAGUUGACCAAUCAACUUCCAGUACCGUUACAGACGGCUGUAGAAUUAGUGCUUUUUUUCUAGGUUUGUGGUCACCCACCCUGGUCCCAGGGGCCACUGGUUGUGCAGGCUUUGUUCUAGCCCAACAAUUAUACAUUUGAUUCAAUCAUCAGUUUCUGGAACAUGGGUUGGAAACCACUGCAGUGUAGCCAGUAGAGGGGUUGGACACAGAGGUUUCUGCAAAUUCAAUGUGUUGCAAGUUUUAGAUUGGAAUUCAUUGUCCAUUUGUUUAGUGACUUGUUUUAAUGCACCAUCAUGGUUUUGUGGAGUGUUAGUGAGUAGAUACACAUAGCGCUAGGAACUCAUGUCCCAUUUUGUCUUUGCGAUACAACUGUCUUCCCUGUAAGCUCUGAUUUAGUCUACAAUAAAAUGAAAACUCUUCUUGGGA